AGAGAACUACAGUAAUGGAAAGAAUAGAUUCAGUAGAUAGAGAUAGGCAACAAAAAAGGGAAAAUUAAAAAUCACAUUCACAGUUCUCUCUCUCUUUCUUCCCUGAUUCUCUGCAGAGCAGAGGCAUCUUCUGCAUUCUUACUUCUCACACAUUCCUCUGUUGUCAAGUUCCCUUCUCAGGAAACCAAACCCUCUUCUCAUUCUGCCUUCUUUGUCUGCCCAUGAAUUUCUCUUCCAAAUAUGGGUGAAGAAUCCUUAGCUACAGUUCCAUUUGACAGAGCUGUUGAACAGGCGAUUGUGACUUUGAAAAAGGGUGCUUAUCUUUUGAGGUGUGGACGGAGAGGGAAGCCGAAGUUCUGCCCUUUUAGGCUAUCUACGGAUGAGAAGUUUUUGAUUUGGUAUUCCGGACAGGAGGAAAAACAAUUGAGAUUGAGCUCAAUUACAAAGAUUAUACCUGGGCAAAGAACUGUAAAUUUUCAGAGGCAGCUUCAAGAAGAAAGGGAGUGUCGGUCCUUUUCACUUGUCUAUGCUAACGGCGAACGGUCACUUGAUCUGAUAUGCAAGGACAAAGCACAGGCCGAUUCUUGGUUUUUAGGCUUGAAAGCUGUGAUAUCCAGAUGCCAACAUCCUAGACAAUUGAGCACAUUCAGAAACUGCGUAGGCGUACAAACUUGUUUCAAUAGCCCAGCAGGUUAUUUUCGAAGAAAGCAUAAUCUAGGACUUCUAGAGGAUACACCGAAGUUUAGUCAGGUACGCAGCUUAUGUGGAAGCCCUACACAGUCACUUUCAGAGAGGUGUUUUUCUGAUGGCUUAUCGUAUUCUGCUGAUAGCUUUUAUUCAUCAGAAUCGAGUGUAUCGAAUGUGAAAAAUGUAGUGGAUGUCUCACUUCCAAGUUCUCCUUAUGUUGAACCAGAUCAUCUCAAACAGGGGGAAGAAAUCUAUGCUGGCACAGAAAUUCAAACAGAUAUGCUGAGUCAGGUUGCUGCACCUUCUCAUGCAUCACCACAAAUGGAAAAGAAUGAUAUUUUGAGGGAUGUCAUGAUAUGGGGAGAAGGAAUAGAAGGAGGGAUCUUAGGAGGUGGGGUCUAUAGGUUUGGUAACCAAAAUGGGAUGCAAUCGGAUGCUUUGCUUCCCAAGUUACUAGAAUCCACCACAAUGUUAGAUGUGCGAGAAAUAUCUUUAGGGGGGAAGCAUGCUGCCCUAGUUACCAAACAUGGGGAAGUCUUUUGCUGGGGUGAGGGGAGUGGGGGAAGGCUUGGGCAUAAAGUUAACAUGGAUAUGGGCAACCCAAAAAUUGUUGAAUCCCUUACUGGUGUCCUUGUAAAAUCAGUUUCCUGUGGGGAAUAUCAAACGUGUGCUCUGACGCAUUCUGGUGAACUCUAUACAUGGGGUGACAAUGGUUCUGGUAUAGAUUUAGUGGGUGAGAGGAGAAAGAGAAGUCAGUGGAUACCAAGUCGGCUUUCUGGUCCUUUGAAUGGUACAAGUAUAUCAAAUGUUGCUUGUGGGGAAUGGCAUAUGGCAAUUGUGUCCACUUCUGGACAAUUAUUUACCUAUGGAGAUGGAACUUUUGGGGUUCUUGGGCAUGGAAAGCUUGAAAGCAUUUCUCAACCGAAAGAAGUUGAGUCUCUCAGUGGUUUAUGGGUUAAAGCUGCUGCAUGUGGACCAUGGCAUACAGCCGCUAUUGUGGAAGUCAGGGCUGACCGCCUGAAGUUCAACACUAAAGGUGGGAAGUUGUUUACAUGGGGUGAUGGGGAUAAAGGAAGACUUGGGCAUGGUGAUCAAGAGAGGAAGCUUUUACCAACAUGUGUUGCACAACUUGUGGAUCAUGAUUUUGUUCAGGUUUCUUGUGGGAGAAUGUUGACUGUCGGACUUACAUGUUUGGGGACAGUUUACACAAUGGGAAGUGCAGUGCAUGGGCAGUUAGGAAAUCCACAAGCCAAGGAUAAAUCAAUUGCAAUUGUUGGAGGGAAGCUUAAAGACGAAUUUGUUAAAGAGAUUUCAUCAGGAUCAUAUCAUGUUGCUGCAUUGACAUCAAAGGGAAGCCUUUAUACAUGGGGCAUGGGUGCAAAUGGGCAGUUAGGAUUAGGUGAUACUGAAGAUAGGAACUCCCCAGCUGUAGUGGAGGAGUUGAGAGAUAGACAAGUAGAAAGUAUUGCUUGUGGAUCAGGUUUUACUGCUGCAAUCUGUUUACACAAGUCUAUAUCUAGCACUGACCAAUCAGCUUGUAGUGGAUGUAGAAUGGCUUUUGGGUUUACAAGGAAGAAGCAUAAUUGUUAUAAUUGUGGUCUUCUAUUCUGUCGUGCAUGUAGUAAUAAGAAGGUUCUAAAUGCAUCUCUAGCGCCUAAUAAAAAAAAGCCUUUUCGAGUUUGUGAUCCAUGCUACACCUAUCUGCAAAGGAUUAAACAUUCAAGUAGACUAUUGAAGCUGGAAAAUCAUAGUCCAAGACAGCUAUUGAUGACACAAAAGACGUCGUUCGAUGAGAAAGAGGACAGGGGGGAAGGAACUCCUGCACGGACUCAAUUUUCAUCGGUUGGACAGCCCUGUAAUGAGGCAAGCCAAUCCUAUGAAAAGAAACCAUUCAAAAACCAAGUGGAAAACCAGCAGACUGUAGAACCAGUUUCUUCUUUGUCAAAUGGACUGCCUAGAUGGGGUCAAGUUCCAUGCCCUUUUCUAUUUGAAAAAUAUUGUAGAGAAAAUUCUAUAGCAUUGGUUCCUCUUUCCAAUAAUCAGCUAUCGUCUGUUCCUCUGUGUUGGAAACACAGCCCCCGGGGAUCUAAAUAUAUGGUAUCCACUGUUGUGAACAUGGAGAAAGAUUUUCCAGACACAGAUAAGAUUCUCAUAGAAGAAGUUGAGAGGCUGAGAUCUGAGGCUAGGAGCCUAGAAAAGCUAUGUCAAAUGAGAAGUGAGAAGAUUCAAGAAUGUCAACAAAAAUUACAAGAAACAUGGUCUCUAGCAAGGGAGGAAGCUGCUAAGUGUAAAGCAGCAAAGGAGGUUAUAAAAGCUUUAUCAUCAAGGCUUCAUACGAUGUCAGAGAAACUUUCUUCUGAAAGAGAUGCAAAGGAUGGAAUUGAUUCAAAGCUGCCUCAAAUCAUUACAAGAUAUGUAGAUACUCCGAAAGAGAGACAGCUAGAUAGUCUGUGUGGCUCUCCAAUUGUGUUCUCUAAUUCCCUGAGAUCUAUGUAUGGGAGAGAUGAGUGUCAAGGCCAUACUAGAUCAGUAGAGGAUUCAUGCCUCGAGAAAAUAGAUCCUAGACAGAAUGGAACUAAGCCAUCCAAGCUUGAAUGGGUGGAGCAGUAUGAACCUGGCGUAUAUAUCACAUUCAUAACUUUAGCAAGUGGGCAAAGAGGCCUCAAGCGGGUGAGAUUCAGCCGCAAACGAUUUACUGAGAAGGAAGCAGAGCGAUGGUGGGAAGAGAAUCAAAUAGGAGUAUAUCAAAAUUAUGGGAUUGAAGGAUACAUAAGCUCCAGCCAAAAUAAGAUGAAGGGUGAAUGUAGGUGUGUUCAUCAAGAACACUAGGGAAGAAGGCCCGUGCCCUAACGAUAAUUUCAUGCAGUCAAAAAGGUAGUUUCUUCUUGUCAGCUCUUUGAACUGAAUACCAAGUUGAAUGUCUCAUUAUCUAACUAAUGAAGAAUUGGCUUACAGAUAAAGGUGAAAUUUUCUUUGUAUUUAAGAGUCCAAGUACUUGUUCAUAUGCUGUUCAGUGUAUAGUUGUCAAUAAGGAGAAGCAGGUCUUUUACAUAGACAUGGAUUUUUCUUUGUUUUUCCUUUUGAUAUGAAAAUUUUUAUUGAUUGAGAAGAGAAUCUACAUGGUUGUGCUCCUCAAUAAAAUCAAGAGCUCAGUAUAUUUGAA
Messenger RNA from Vitis vinifera (wine grape), 3850 nucleotides. Its product is annotated as PH, RCC1 and FYVE domains-containing protein 1. The record is from RefSeq and is a predicted model, not a curated record. Gene Ontology annotation, molecular function: metal ion binding. The transcript has 10 exons. Bases 241 to 3516 code for a protein of 1091 amino acids. Lineage: Eukaryota; Viridiplantae; Streptophyta; Magnoliopsida; Vitales; Vitaceae.